Aspergillus fischeri NRRL 181 is the source of this 1299-nucleotide messenger RNA. RefSeq lists its product as uncharacterized. The transcript has a single exon. NCBI's taxonomy places the organism in Eukaryota, Fungi, Ascomycota, Eurotiomycetes, Eurotiales, Aspergillaceae. Bases 1 to 1299 code for a protein of 432 amino acids. The record is from RefSeq and is a predicted model, not a curated record.
AUGUCCCUUGGUGCACUAAAUGCUCCAUCCUUCAUUCCAUGCCCACCAAUUCCGACAAUUGUUUCCGAAUGGGCUGCCCUUGUCCCUCUUGCAUGUCACCUCGCGAGUCAGAGGGUCGACUACAUCACCACAGGUGAAGUGGCACUGCUGGGACGACUGUCACUUGGUCUGUUCCCGAAGCUUGGCACACUCUCCGGACUAGCUCGGCUGAUGAAGAGGGGAACGGAGUACCUGGACUAUGCAAGCACUACUGGUGGAACCAGUCGCACAGUCUGGGAUGUAAAGUGGGGAUCCGUCUUCCCGUGCGCAAAUGGCGCUGCGAGUGCUGCGAUCACGGAUUACCUCAGGAACCGUCACUAUGAAAGACCUUUGUUAAUGCCCGAGACACGGGAGCAACAGCUCCAGGGACGGGACGCAAUUGAUAGCACCAAAACCAGCCGAACCCGCCGCAGUCAGAUUCUCCAUGUCUAUUACUUCGAAUUCAAUGAAGCCAAAAAAGCCUUCGCACCAUUCCGCAUUGAAUCCAUAACGGCGUCAGUACCAGGUCAAACACUUAUUAUCCUGGUUCUCCUGGCGGUUGCUGUCCUUUGCUCCCUUGUUGGUGCUUAUGGAACAACCGUAAUACUCGUCAAUACCGCCCUGUCGCAACUCAUCGCGUGGAUGGUGCCCAUAUAUCGUCCACCUGGGUACCUGAGAAAUAAUGAAGCGCAUGACGCAUGCAUGCUCGUGGCAGCGAAUGAAAAUGCCAUGGAGUGGCACCUCUACUCUGGUGACAGAGCCAUAGUAGACACCCUGCUCAACAAGCCAAUGUUCACCCUUCCUGAUGGGAGGCAAGCCAAGGCUGCUGCCUGUUGGUUUACAUUUGCACAUCUGCUACAACUUACAGGACUAAUAUAUGUGGCAGCCCAAAAAGGUUGGGAUGGCAUCUGCCUGUUUGUUUUGCUUGUCUUACAUUGGGCACUCCACUACUCCUUUGGCAGCCAGACUUCUGUAUCGGAGUGGCUACGGACUGAGCACGUGGGAGCGAAGGUCAAGACUUUUGAAUUUUCUUCACGACAGGCCAUGUUGGGUGCUAUACAAGUGUUUAGUGAGACGAAAAUCACGCGUUGGAUGGACACCAUUCUAGUGCCACAUCCUCGAAGGGAGAUUUGGCUUCAGGGGCUUCAGCACAAUAACUUCAAGGAAAAAGGAAGCCAGCUUGGGCCCGAUGACGCGGUCCGGGUUCAAUCUCUGCUCGAAGCUUCGUUUGCUGCAGCAGAUGAGCUGAGGAGGGAAUUUGGUUGCGUUGGGCGUGCAUAA